AUGUUUGAACUAAACAUUGAACGACUGACAAGGAAAGAGACCAGGCUCUUUGGACAUUUUAGAAAAGCAUCCUCUUACCGGCUCAGAGGACAUGAUGUAAACACCAUUCCUUUCAAUUUCCAACAGGAAAUGCUGCAAGAUGACUACUCUUCUGGGUGGUCAUCUGAUGAGUACCAAAACGCCCCUCAUACAAUGAAUGGGGACAUGCAUUCGCGGCAUGAUCAUAAAACUUCCGAUUCUUUCGUCAAUGAUCUGUUGAACAUCGAUAAAGAGGCAGCUCUGCCGGUGGAUUGUAAGGACGUCGAAGACAAACUGGACGUUCUCACGAGUGUGCUUCCACAACAGAGGGUUGGCGAGCAGCAACGCUUUUUGACCUGGACAUUGUCGAUGUUGAUCGCAUGGGCUGACAAGCCAAAAGCGUCAAUGACAAUUUGA
Messenger RNA from Cladophialophora bantiana CBS 173.52, 435 nucleotides. RefSeq lists its product as uncharacterized. The coding region runs from base 1 to 435 and encodes 144 amino acids. The transcript is spliced from 2 exons. The record is from RefSeq and is a predicted model, not a curated record. Lineage: Eukaryota; Fungi; Ascomycota; Eurotiomycetes; Chaetothyriales; Herpotrichiellaceae.